AUGAGAACACGAGAUCUCUUCCCGAAGUGGGAUGCGGUAGUGGACAAACAAGCUGCCCAAACCGAAAAGACCGAAAUGAAGACUGUAACUGUGGCAGUUGACAGCGAAGCGCCAGGCAACGAGGAAAAGAACGUUUCCGACACGGUGUUGGCUACAGACAAGCUAGCAGAUGCCGAGCAUGCGCUUCCUUUGAGGCAAUUCGUCAUCGCAUACGCAGUCAUGGUUGUGAUGUCGUUUGCCCAAGACCUCUCCUCAGGUAUCUUCUCGACACUCACUCCUUAUGUGACGAGUGCCUUUGAGCGCCACUCCCUGACAGCCACGACGUCCGUCCUCUCAUACAUUGCCAGCGCCAUAAUAAAGCUUCCCUACGCCAAAUUGAUUCAAGUCUGGGGACGCACUCAGGGAUUCGCAGUCAUGGUCGCCUUUAUGCUUCUUGGCAUCAUCAUGAUGGCCACCUGUCAAAAUGUUGAGACUUACUGUGCCGCCCAAGUUUUUUAUACAAUUGGAGCCAGCGGUAUCCGGUUCAGCAUCACUAUCUUCAUAGCCGACACGACAGCCAUGCGCAACCGUAUCUUGCUGAUCGGUAUUACCAGUAUACCUACCAUCGGUACUAUCUGGGCAUACGGCCCAGUAACGGAGCAGAUCUUGAAGACAGUAGGCUUCCGAUGGGGAUUUGGGCUUUGGGCGCCAAUACUUGCACUCAUCUUUGCACCUCUACUCUGGUAUCUCUGGGUUACGCAGAAGAAGCUUGAGGCAAUCAAACCUACUCCGUCUACCCAGCCUCUCCGAACGUGGUGGCAGUCUUACGUACACUACAUCAAGGAGUUCGACGUGGUCGGCAUCCUAAUCAUCGCAACCGGCCUGACUCUGCUGCUCCUUAGCGUCAACAUUUACUCUUACCAGCCCGAAGGAUGGCGGGCCCCCAUCGUCAUCUGUUUCCUGAUAUUUGGUGUGCUGCUACUUCCAAUCUUUGGCCUCUAUGAGAGAUACAUAGCAGAGUAUACCUUUAUCCCCUGGAGUCUACUUGUCAAUCGAACAGUCAUCACCACCAAUAUCAUGGUCCUCACGCUGCAAGCGGGAGAGCAGCUUGGUGCUGCGUACUUUUAUUCUCAACUGAUUGUUGUUUUCCGCCAGUCUGUUACAACAGCAACCUACAUAACCAACAUUUACUACAUGGGAGCCACCGUUACCAUGAUCAUUGUUGGCGUUGCCGUGCGCUAUUAUGGACACAUCAAAUACUACGCUUUAUUCCUUGGAGUGCCCUUGGUCACGCUAGGAUAUGGCCUCUUGAUCAAGUUUCGUACGACAAAUACGCAGAUUGGAUUGGUUAUCCUUUGCCAAAUAUUCAUCGCUAUCGGCGGAGGUAUCCUGAAUCCCGUUGAGCAACUGAUGCUCAUGGCUGUCUCAGACCACGACCACAUGCCUGCUGUCCUCGCAGUCGAGGGAUUGUUUGCCGAAGUAGGCAAGGCAAUUGGGUUUGCUAUUGCCGGUGCUCUUUGGACUGGAUUGUUUGAAAAUGCGCUCGAGAAUCACCUUCCCGAGUCUGAAAAGGAGAACAUUGGACAAAUCUACGGUGAUCUCGACGUCCAGAGCUCGUAUCCAAAGGGUAGCGCAGCCUAUGAGGGAAUUUCGCUUGCGUACGGAGACGCUCAGCGUAUCAUUCUCAUCACUUCCUGCUGCCUUUUCGUGCUUACUUUAGGCUGCGUGGUCUUCUGGAAGGAUGUUAAUGUCAAAGGAAUGAGACGUUUGCGAGACAGGGCUUAA
Messenger RNA from Clonostachys byssicola, 1764 nucleotides. NCBI's taxonomy places the organism in Eukaryota, Fungi, Ascomycota, Sordariomycetes, Hypocreales, Bionectriaceae. The record is from the annotation of a GenBank genome assembly.